Mycosarcoma maydis (corn smut) is the source of this 213-nucleotide messenger RNA. RefSeq lists its product as uncharacterized. Lineage: Eukaryota; Fungi; Basidiomycota; Ustilaginomycetes; Ustilaginales. The record is from RefSeq and is a predicted model, not a curated record. The coding region runs from base 1 to 213 and encodes 70 amino acids. The transcript is spliced from 2 exons.
AUGGCUCGAUACAAAGCGGCUCGCCAUCACGCACGCCAGCGGCUUGACGGUGCAUUCGCUAUGCCGCUAUAUGUUCCGCAGACAAGCUAUUGUUCAUUUGAGUCAGAUAGAGAUGCACUUGGUCUUACACGACGGCACCCUCUCAACGAAGUAUUCAAUGUAAUAACCACAGCCAGGAUUCUCAACCGAAAAACGAAUUCCACGAUUUUGUAA